GUGGAGCCCGAAGAACACUGCAAGGGAUCAUGAAGAGCCUCGGGAGAAUCAAGAUAAAGAAGACAUGCUUGGAGUUGAAGAUCACCCGCAAUCCAACUCGAAAAUUAGGGGGGUGAUUGUUGACUAAUUAUCGAGUAGGAUUAGGAUUACCCGAGAUAUUCUAGUUCAAAUCUAUACUAUCCACAGCUCAAUCUACCGGAAAUGAGAUUGUUCUCCCUUGUUGCUCUGUUCCUCGCGUCCAGCGAUCUGUUUUUAUCAGGAGCGUAUUCAUCGGCGACCUUCACGUUCACGAACAAGUGCGACCAGACGAUUUGGCCGGGAAUUUUGUCGAACGCCGGAGUUGCGCCGCUGGGAACCACCGGAUUCGCGUUGCAGAAGGGAGAAUCGAGGACGAUCCAAGCUCCGUCGAGCUGGGGAGGCCGAUUCUGGGGCCGAACAUACUGCGCGGAAGAUUCCGCCGGGAAAUUCGCCUGCGUCACCGGCGAUUGCGGUUCCGGGACGCUGGAAUGCACCGGCGGGAACGCCGCUCCCCCGGCUACGCUGGCGGAGUUCACGCUGAACGGAGACGGAGGGAUGGACUUCUUUGACGUCAGCCUCGUGGACGGGUACAACCUCCCGAUGCUGGUGGUGCCGCAAGGCGGAUCCGGUGUGAACUGCUCCGCCACGGGCUGCCGGGUGGACGUGAACGGGCUCUGCCCGUCGGCGCUGAAGGUGACGAGCGCGGAGGGGGAUGCGGUCGUUGCGUGUAAGAGCGCGUGCGAGGCUUUCGGCGACCCGGAGUACUGCUGCAGCGGCGCGUUCGGCACACCGGAUGUCUGCAAGCCGUCGAGUUACUCGGAGAUGUUCAAAGGCGCGUGCCCCACCGCCUACAGCUACGCCUACGACGAUAAGACCAGCACCUUCACGUGCUCCGGCGCCGACUAUGCGAUCACCUUCUGCCCAUCCCCAACCACCAGCCAAAAAUCGUCUUCAACUCCACCGAGUACGGUGUCCAACGGCGGAGACCAAACCCAACCGGCCACCGACGGCUCGAUGGUAUACGACGGAUCGUUGGACUUCAGCGGCAGCGCGCAUCCAAUCCACCGCGUCCACGUCGCAGUUACCGUUGCCGUCGCCAUCCUAACGGCAAUCUUGCAGGUGGGGUGUCAGCUAUUAUAACGCGUAUCGUGGCCCAUCUUACCCUGUCGGCCUGGUAGGCGAUGGGUCGACGUGCGGUCCGUCGUUGGGCCCACUUUGGCCCGUUUCUCAACACGGCCCAUGUGACUUGCAGAUGCGGUCACCACUGAGAGCUAGACGCGUUAGCAAAGAAAAGGACACACAUCUUCAGACAACGCCACAGCAUUAGUCAUUAUUAUAAUAAUAAUUAUUAUUAUUAAUUUAUUAUGAGUAUUAUUUGUCUUAAUAAAUUUUCAUGGCACCAAUUAAUUUAGCCCAAAAAAGUCCAUGAAAAUCUAAUUUAAUUUGACAAUUCUGAACAUUUUAUUCUUCAAUUUUUUAUAUAAUAUUGUUUGGUUUGUAGGUUUAGAAAUGUUGUACAAUUAUAUCUAUCAAAAAAUUAAAAAUGAACGGACACUGCGUAA
Molecule: messenger RNA, 1580 nt
Organism: Cuscuta campestris
Lineage: Eukaryota; Viridiplantae; Streptophyta; Magnoliopsida; Solanales; Convolvulaceae
Source: the annotation of a GenBank genome assembly